AUGGCGGAGCGAUACAUUCCCGAGCACCGCCGGACCCAGUUCAAGGCUAAGAACACAUUCAAGCCCGAGGAACUCCGCCGCCGCCGCGAGGAGCAGCAGGUUGAGAUUCGCAAGGCGAAGCGAGAGGAGAACUUGGCCAAGCGACGAGGUAUUGGAACGGGCGAGAACCGUCCUGGUGCCUCGCUCGGUGCCGCUCCCGACAGCGACGAUGAAUCUACUCCCUCCGAAUCCCAGUUGAGUGAGGACCUUCCUCAGAUGGUCCAGGGUGUGCUCUCGGACCAGAUCGACCUGCAGAUCCAAGCCACGACCAAAUUCCGAAAGCUCUUGUCCAAGGAGCGAAACCCACCCAUCGAAGAGGUGAUCAAGACCGGUGUGGUUAACCGCUUUGUCGAGUUCUUGCGAUCGCCUCAUACGCUGGUGCAGUUCGAGGCUGCCUGGGCUCUGACCAACAUUGCCUCUGGUUCCGCGAACCAGACGCAGGUCGUCAUCGAGGCCGGUGCCGUCCCCAUCUUUGUCGAGCUUCUGGCCAGCCCCGAGCCCGAUGUUCGUGAGCAGGCUGUCUGGGCUCUUGGAAACAUUGCCGGCGACAGCCCCCACUGCCGAGAUUACGUGCUCAGCUGUGGUGCGCUCAAGCCGCUGCUGAACCUCCUCGGUGACAGUCGCAAGCUGAGCAUGCUGCGCAACGCCACCUGGACCCUGAGCAACUUUUGCCGCGGCAAAACUCCCCAGCCUGACUGGAACACCAUCGCCCCGGCGCUCCCUGUCCUCUCCAAGCUGGUCUACUCCUUGGAUGAUGAAGUCUUGAUCGAUGCGUGCUGGGCCAUUUCGUACCUCUCUGACGGCUCCAACGAUAAGAUCCAGGCCGUCAUCGAGGCCGGCAUCCCUCGCCGCCUUGUCGAGCUUCUGAUGCACGCAUCUACCUCGGUUCAAACCCCCGCCCUUCGGUCCGUUGGCAACAUCGUCACCGGUGACGAUGUCCAGACCCAAGUCAUCAUCAACUGCGGCGCUCUUCCUUGCCUCCUGUCUCUCCUCAGUUCGACCAAGGAUGGCAUCCGUAAGGAGGCCUGCUGGACCAUUUCGAACAUCACGGCGGGCAACUCCUCUCAGAUCCAGGCUGUCAUUGACGCCAACAUCACCCCCCCCCUGAUCCAUCUCCUACAGAACGGCGAUCUCAAGACGCGCAAGGAGGCUUGCUGGGCCAUCAGCAAUGCCACAUCCGGUGGCCUGCAAAAGCCGGACCAGAUUCGGUACCUCGUUUCCCAGGGAUGCAUCAAGCCGCUGUGCGAUCUCCUGUCGUGCCCCGACAACAAGAUCAUCCAGGUCGCCCUUGAUGGCCUCGAGAACAUACUCAAGAUCGGUGACCUCGACAAGCUGGCGGCGGGCGAAAACGCCGAAUCGAUCAACCGUUACGCGCUGUUCAUCGAGGAGUGUGGCGGCAUGGAGAAGAUCCACGAGUGCCAGAACAACGCCAACGAGGAGAUCUACGUCAAGUCGUACCACAUCAUCGAGAAGUACUUCUCGGACGACGUCGAAAACGCCGACGAGGGCAUGGCCCAGCCGGCUGGCCCCAACGGCACCUUCGGUUUCGGUGCCAACGCGCCGGCCCAGUCGGGCGGCUUCAACUUUGCCAAUGGAGGCGACUCGAUGGAUAUGUAG
Messenger RNA from Drechmeria coniospora, 1656 nucleotides. Its product is annotated as importin alpha subunit. Gene Ontology annotation, biological process: NLS-bearing protein import into nucleus. The transcript has 3 exons. NCBI's taxonomy places the organism in Eukaryota, Fungi, Ascomycota, Sordariomycetes, Hypocreales, Ophiocordycipitaceae. Bases 1 to 1656 code for a protein of 551 amino acids. The record is from RefSeq and is a predicted model, not a curated record. Gene Ontology annotation, cellular component: nucleoplasm; cytoplasm; nucleus. Gene Ontology annotation, molecular function: nuclear import signal receptor activity; protein binding.